This is a messenger RNA of Manihot esculenta (cassava), 1071 nucleotides long. Its product is annotated as serine/threonine-protein kinase TOR. Gene Ontology annotation, molecular function: protein serine/threonine kinase activity. Bases 348 to 836 code for a protein of 162 amino acids. The transcript has 8 exons. Gene Ontology annotation, cellular component: nucleus; TORC2 complex; TORC1 complex. Gene Ontology annotation, biological process: TOR signaling; negative regulation of macroautophagy. The record is from RefSeq and is a predicted model, not a curated record. NCBI's taxonomy places the organism in Eukaryota, Viridiplantae, Streptophyta, Magnoliopsida, Malpighiales, Euphorbiaceae.
CAGAAUUCAAGAAAAACAUCUGAGAAGGAUCUAUCUAUUCAACGGUAUUCUGUCAUUCCAUUAUCUCCAAACAGUGGGUUAAUUGGAUCGGUUCCAUAUUGCGACACCCUACACCAGCUUAUUCGAGAGUAUAGGGAUGCUAGAAAGAUUACCUUGAACCAAGAGCACAAGUGCUCAGUUUUGCUCCAGACUAUGAUCAUUUACCACUUAUAGCAAAGGUGGAAGUUUUUGAAUAUGCUCUGCAAAAUACAGAAGGAAAUGACCUAGCAAGGGUUCUUUGGUUAAAAAGUCGCACUUCUGAGGUAUGGUUGGAGAGGAGAACAAAUUACACUAGAAGUUUAGCAGUCAUGAGCAUGGUGGGUUACCUUCUUGGCUUAGGUGAUCGACACCCAAGCAACCUUAUGCUGCACCGCUUUAGUGGGAAGAUCUUGCAUAUUGGCUUCGGAGACUGCUUCCAAGCUUCAAUGAACCGAGAGAAAUUCCCUGAGAAGGUCGCGUUCCGCUUGACUAGGAUGCUUGUGAAAGCUAUGGAGGUCAGUGGUAUAGAGGGCAACUUUCAGUCCACUUGUGAAAAUGUGAUGCAAGUUCUUCGGACAAAUAAGGACAGUGUUAUGGCAAUGAUGGAGGCAUUUGUUCAUGAUCCCCUCAUGAACUGGCGUCUUUUCAAUUUCAAUGAAGUCCCUCAAAUGUCCAUGUUUGCUAAUACUCAUGCUUCUGCUGUUGUGAAUGCUGAGGAAUCCGCUGCGAGUAGAGAGCUUCCCCAACCUCAACGAAGUGCUUGCGAGAGAGAACUUCUUGAGGCUGUUAAUCUCUUGGUGAUGCUAAUGAGGUUUUGAACGAGCGUGCUGUGAUUGUCAUGGCUUUGUCAUGGCUCGGACGUGAUUUUUCCACAUCAUCUUCAGUAUUUGCCAGCUCUAAUCAACAUGCAGUAGAUCACAGCUCCCUAAUUGUAGGAGAUUCUCGGGAAGUGGAGCAUGGCUUAUUUGUUAAAUUACAAGUUCAGAAGCUAAUUAACCAAGCCAGAUCACAUGAAAAUUUGUGCCAAAAUUAUGUUGGGAUAAGUUAGUAAAU